Messenger RNA from Porites lobata, 8658 nucleotides. The record is from the annotation of a GenBank genome assembly. Lineage: Eukaryota; Metazoa; Cnidaria; Anthozoa; Scleractinia; Poritidae.
AUGAAGAAAAUCAUGUGUAUAGAUAACUUAAUUCAUUUUAUCAAGAAUGCUGAGCCAGAUUGUGUUCCCUCACAAGAACCCUUCAAUGUCAAUAAGAACUAUAGUAACUGGCUUCAUCUUUUGUAUUACUUCUUGGCAGCAAUCUUUACUGUUGGAGGGGUCUAUGCGGAUGCAGCCGAGGCUUACGAGAAUUCCCUUCAGUAUUGCCCAGCAUAUUACGAGUCCAAAAGAGGACUUGGCUAUACAUUACUGUUGCUGUAUAUUUCUAGAUUACCGGUCAGUGAGGAGUUGAGGCAGGUGGUAAAAUCCAGAGAAGAGUUGCCCAAGCAAACAAUGAGUGAGAGGAAGAUUCCAAAAUAUGAUUCUUGGACAACUCAGCAACUGAAAGAAAUGGCUGUAAAAGUGUUAAAUGAGUAUGUGGAAGAGGCCCCUUGUUGCCACAAACCAUACCUGUUGGGGUCGACACAGAAAUUUCGACGCGUUGAUUGGACUAUUAAUCUGUCUUUAAUCGCCAAGUUUCUCGUGCUUGGUUCGAUCGGUGAUCACUGGUCAUGAACGGUGAAAACUGAACAUAAAAUAAGCAAAAAUGACAAAUAAACCUAAAGAAAACCUAAAUAAACCUAAAGCGACACUAAAGAGCGAAAACUACUUACAUUCUGUGCGAUGCAAUCGAUGAGAAAUUCAAAACAUUUGCUCUAUAACACUACACUUGAAAACACGUGGUGAUCUGGUUUUGCUGUGGUCAUGUGACCAUCCGAAACUAACAUGAUAUAAGUAGUCACGUAGUGUCCAAAAGGAAGUGAACGCAAAAAUAAAUCAAAAUAAAAUUUGGACUAAACAUUCCGCCGGCCUUGGGACAACCCAGUAGGUAGGCCCAACGUCACUAGCCUAGACUAAUUAUUCUCAAGAUCGUUCUCCAGUAGGCAUAGCUUCUGAAUAGGUCGGAUGAACACAGAGUCCUUUGUCUUGACUUUCGCUGUGCGCACCAGGCCGUCGGGGCCAGGGAAGACCUCUAGGACUCGUCCAAGUUUCCAGCAUCCUCUCGGCACGUUGUCAUCAACUAACAGGACAAGGGCCUUCGGCUUCAGGUUAGGUAAGACCUUUCUCCACUUUCCUCGGGCUUGCAGGGUAGGUAAAUACUCACGCAACCACCUCUUCCAAAAUAGGUCUGCCAGAAAUUGUACCUGCCUCCAUUUCCUUCUGUGAUACUGAUCUGCUUUCUCAAAUAUGCCAGGGGUAGGCAGAUAGUCUUCCUCUGCAUUAAGAAAUGCGCUGGCGUGAGUGGCUGAAGGUCAUUUGGGUCGUCUGAAUUGGCGGUGAGCGCUCGCCCAUUUAACACUCGUUCAACUUCAGUCAACAGCGUCUGAAGAACUGCUUCCGUAACUACUUGGGUCCCUAGGAUAGACUUCAGAACAGUCUUAGCACUUCGCACCAUCCGCUCCCAAAUCCCAGACAUGCUAGAAGCAGUUGGCGGCUGGAAGACCCAUUUGCACCCUCGUUGUAGAAGCUCUUGCACAAUUUGUUGCUGGUUCCACUGCUCGAUCGACUCUCUCAGCUCUCGUUCACCGCCGACAAAAUUUGAUCCUCUGUCACACCUUAGUUCAGUCACUUCACCACGACGGUUCAUAAAUCGUCGCAGACACAUUAUGAAGUCGUUUGUGUCCAUCGAGUGAACCAAUUCAAGAUGUACACUACGUGUCGUUAGGCAGGUAAAUAAGCAGCACCACCGUUUGGCUGUUCCUCUUCCAUGCUUGACGUAUAAAGGACCGAAUAGAUCCAUUCCUGUGUAGGAGAAUGGGGGUUCGUACGCCAUCAUCCGGCUUCUUGGCAGGGGAGCCAUUUGCUGAGUCAUCGGCUUGGCAUUCAACUUCUUACAAACAAGACACCGACCCAGGACAGAACGAGUUAACACCCUUAUUUGUGGGAUCCAGAACGUCUCUCGAACCCUUGCUAUGAGGUGUUCACGCCCCAGGUGACCAAUUGAUGCAUGGGUGUGGCGGACCAUCAGGACUGUCGCUGGAUGAUCUCUGGGCAGUAUUAUUUGAUUCCUGGCAGUGUCAGCAGCUGGUGGUGAUGCUAUACGUCCCUUGACUCUCAAAACACCAUGGUCGUCUUGCAUUGGGUUCAAACUAGCGAUCUUACUGGAUCCCCUGACUUCGCCCCUGGUCUUUAGAUCCUUGAUCUCUUGAUCGUAGGCUGCGUGCUGGACGAUCUUUGCGAUGGAUAAGGUAGCAGCAUCGUAAUCUUCUAAAGUCAGAUGACCUGUGUGGACAGUCUUCCGGUCACGGAUGAAAUGAGUGAAGCGUGUGAGCCAAGCCACUUGACGUCUGAGACGGUUCCAAUCAGAGGAGGUGCUUAUUAUUUGUUGCAUGGUGGUCUCAACAGGUGUGGCGGGGGGGCAAUUAGACUGUACGCUUGCCUGGCGGGUCUUGACAUUGGUGUUUAUGUCAGUACAGUUAGCAUGGGUUUCUUUCUUAAGCUCUAGGCCUUCAUCGGGGACUUCUCGAAGGCUUGCGUUGGGCCAAAAGGAUUCAGGUUGCCAUAAGAACUCUGGUCCUCGUAGCCAGCGGUGAUCAAGGUUUAGCUCAGAGGGGUUCAAGCCACGUGACGCAUCGUCGGCUGGGUUCAAGACACCUGGCACGUGGUUCCAGUCGUCUGGCUGUGAGUUUCCUCUGAUUUCUUCGACUCGAUUAGCGACAUAGGUCUGGAAACGACGCCUUUCAUUCUUCAAGUAGUGGAGAACUAUUUCGCUGUCUGUCCAGAACUUGGUGCUCUGAAUAGGAAGGUCCAACUCUUCUCUCAGCAUCUUAUUCAAGCGUGUAGACAGAACAGCAGCUUGGAGUUCAAGCCUUGGAAUGCUUGUGAACUUGACAGGUGCAUUUCUUGUUUUCCCCACAACAAACGAGCAGUGAAUAGACCCAUCUGGAUUCUCGACUCUUAGAUACGCAGAUGCACCGUAGCCAAUUUCAGAGGCAUCAGAGAAGAUAUGCAGCUGUAGUUUGCAUUUGGAAGCAUCUGUUCCAGCUGGCAAGUAGCAACGUGGGAUGCGCAGUGCAGAGAGGGAUGACAGCUGCGAGGUCCAAGACUUCCAUCUGGCUAAGAAGUUUUCUUCGAGUGGCUGGUCCCAGUCUACCUUAGCCUUCCACAUAUCCUGGAUAAUUACUCUGGCAGUAAGGGCCACAGGCGCAGCAAAACCAAGAGGGUCAUACAGGGAACAAACGGCGGACAGUACUCCACGCUUUGUUUCGGGUCGAUUCAAGUUCUUGAUGUCAAAUCCAAGCUCAUCUGUUUCAGCAAACCAGCGAAUCCCUAGCGCCCUUUCCACUGGCAGUUCGUCUAAGUCAAGAUUCAGAUCUGGUGAGGCUCUUUUCUCGGUGGGAAUGGUUGCCAAAACAUUCUUACUGUUCGUCAUGAAUUUUGUAAGGUUGAAGCCACCGUGAUUCAGGAUUUUCACUAGGUCCGAUGCUACAGUAGAUGCUGUAUUCUCCUCACUGAAGGAUGGCAGAGCAUCGUCAACAUAAAAGUUCCUGUCAACAGUUGCAACAACUUGCGGGUUGAACCUUUCAGCAUUGUCACUGGCUGUUCUUCUCAGGGCCGAAUUUGCAACGCAAGGGGACGAGGUUGCUCCAAAUAUGUGUACUUCCAUAACAUAGACAUCCGGGGGUUUGUCGUAAUCAUCUGUCCACCAGAGGAAUCGUAGAGCUUCUUGAUCUUGUUUACGCACACGCACUUGAUGAAACAUUGCCUCGACAUCAGCGGCUACCCCUACAUGCCCCUGUCGAAAUCGCAGCAGCACACCAACGAGACUGUUUGUCAUGUCUGGCCCUUGAACGAGAUUCUUGUUUAGAGAUGUUCCUUCAUACUCAGAUGCGGCAUCGAAGACGAUACGGAGCUUGUCAGGUUUGUUGGGAUUGGUCACUGGAUGAUGAGGCAAGUACCAAGUUAUCGAGCUUUCUCUAGCUGCUUCUUCAGGGGACAAUUUGCGUGCAUAGCCCUUCGAGAUGUACUCAGUCAUGACUCCACGGUACUUAGCAGCCAUUUGCUCAUUUCCUGCUUUGGUCAGGCGUCGUCUAAGCAAUUCUGCUCGUCUUUCAGCUAAAAUGCGAUUGUUUGGCAGCUUUGGCUGAUCUUCCUUCCAUAGUAGGCCAACUUCAUAAUGCCCGUCUACAAAGGUAGUAGUUUCUUCAAUGAUUUUUUAGGGCUCGUUUGUCUUCCACAGAUAAGAGCUUCUCUCCUGCUUUCAAUGUUCCAUAGUCUUCGAUCUUCCAAAACCUUUCAACAAAGUCGUCAGGUUUGUGUCCAACAGAGAUGAAAUUGAGCUCAGCUCUUCUUGUCCCAGCGAUAGUCAAUGGACCUGAAAUGCUCCAACCGAGAGGGUACCGAUAACCGUAGGGGCCGCUCUUGUUGUCUUUCGAUUCUGACUUCCUUCUGCAAGUGUGCAACAGGGACGUUACUCCCCACAAUGAUCGAGACUCGUUUAAAGUCCACCACUGGGAAUGUAAGGUCUUGAAGGUGCGGAUACUUAUGGACAUCUACUGUCCCCGGCAAAACUCGUUCUGAUUGGUUCAGGUCAGGGAGAACGUAAGCUUCAUUAACAUCAAUGUCUUCACCAUAUGCUUCUACAGGACUGAGAGUAAAGGAAACGCGUCGACUCUCCACCAGCUCCUCACUGUUCGUAAUAGUCUUAAUCCCGAUUUGCUCCGAGAUCCCUUUCAGGUCAAGAUGAUCAGCAAGCUCUUUGUCAAUGAGGGUAUCGGUACACCCAUUGUCAAGAAAUGCAUAUGUAGAAAGGGAACCACCGUUCUCUGCAGUAAUGGUUACAGGAACUACAUUUAACAAAACUUGGGCUCUUGUGGUGCUGACACCGGCAGAUGUAAUCGAAGUCUGUGGCCUGUCGCUGGGCGGCUGUCUUGUGCCUUGCUCCAUUUGUGGUUGCCGGGUUAUUGGGUCAGCAGUCGGAGUACUGUAUCGGUUAGUGGGGUUAUGAGUGUUCUUGUUUCCAGGAGUUCUGCGUCCAUUGUUGUUGUCCCUAUGCAGUAUUGGUAAGUGGUGUCCAGGACACAGAGAACAAGCUGGUGGCUCAGGACAGGAAGUACCACUGUGAUCGGGAUUAUGGCAACCACAGUUAAAGCAGAACCCAUACGAUGCUGCGUAUUGUCGACGCACGGCUACACGGUCACACUGUUUGACGAUUGGGCACUCCUGGAGUCGGUGGGGGAGUAGACUUGCAAAUUGCACAGUUUGCAGAGUUCUCUUUCUUGGGGGCGUUCUUAAGCGAUGUGGCGUUGAUCGUAGCGUUUUUCGUGGGCAGGUCCGAUCCUUUAGAAGCUUUGGGGGGACUUGUUUGUCCUGUUUUCUCCCUUUGCGGCUGCAUUCCAAACACUGGGUCAUUCCUUAUUGACGCUUGCCUUUUCACGAAUUUUGCAAUGUCCUUUAGUCGUGCAGUUCCACCACGGCUAACAAUCUCGUAGUUUUCGGUCUGCCACUUGGUGAUUAAAUCAUUUGGGAGUCUGUUUACGAUUCUUCUUAAAUUGGUAGCUACGCUUGCUUCGCGUUCCACAUCUCCCUUCAGAACCUUGGUUGAAGUGUUCAGCUUCUCGGCAAAAUUAAGCAGACCCAUGUUGUCACCAUAGGCAAGUUUGGGGCCUGAGACUAACUCUUCGAUGCAGGCUUGCGUCACCUGAAUAGGGCGACCAAAGCGUUCCUCUAAGAUCUUCAUUAGCUCACUAUAGGAGGAGCCUCGGUUUCUUUUGAUGACCUCCAAGGCUUCUCCUUUCAGGAACUUCGGUAAGUACUCUACCCGCUGCGCAUCAGUUAGUAGCUCGCUUUCAAGGUGAGUAUGUGCUUGUUCUUUGAAGAACGGGAAGUCUGCUGGGUUGCCAUUAAAGGGUGUAGGAGAGAUUCCGUUCAGAAGCUGUACCUUCCACAUGGCUGCUACAUGGUCUUUAGGGGCUUGCUCUAUUACUUUGUCUUCUGGCUGAGACUUAGGUCUAUACUGGAAGGUUCGUGGGGCUUGGUAUGGUGGCUGCUGGCAUUCAGUGACUGGCAGUGCUCCCUUGUUUGCAGUAUCGGCAAUAUUGGAUUUGACCUCAGUGGCUGGCUUUUCCUUGCACGAACCAGGUGCUGUGUCUUGGGGGGUGGAGCAACUGACAGGUAUAAGAGGCAGUGAAGGUUUGGGUGUCGGUGCUGGGAUUUUUGGUGUUCAGGGGUUCUGAAUCAUCAAGUUGAAUUUGAGGUGACUGUCCCAGUGGUUUCUCCUCAAUGGGAUAGGUUGUCUGAACAAUAUUGUCCACACCAUUAACAACACCAGUUUCCUCGUCGAACUCAUUUUCAAUCUUCCAAUCCAGUUCAGCUAGAACGGCUUCGUCCUCGAGUAGUCUCAAUUCCUUCUUGGCGCUCCGCUCAUGCUCUGCUUUGACCAAUUCGGCUUCUUGUUGAGCCUUGCUCCUCGCCAACUCAGCUUCCUCUUGUGCCCUACUCUUCGCUAACUCCAAUUUCUUUUUUGCUAAAAGCAUGGCUCUAAACCUUUCUUUCCGGGACGACGAAGAGGAUCUUGAAGUAGUGGAGCUCUGAGACUGGUGCGACUUGUGACUUUUAAUGGAGCGUUCAUCAUCACGUUCUUGUGUUUCUUGAUCAGUCCGUAUUUGCGUUUCGCAUUCUUCUAUUGUAAACAUCAUCUGUUCUUUGAGGGACUUGAACCUUUGUUGUACUUCUUGUAGUCGUUUGCUGUCACGUAUGCCUGGCAGGUACUUCGAGUGUACAGUCUCAAAGGAUUUCCAAAUGAUAGCUAAAUGAUCUACUAUUUUGCGGGCGGACAAGUGCUCCCAGUUAGUGUAGAGGAGAGUUUGGAGCUGCUGUGUUUCAAAGGCAACUUCUUUAGAUUCCUUGUUCCACAAAGAUGCAAGUCUGCGUUGUUCCCUUAUUUCGCGUUGAUGCACAAGUUCACUAAAAUCAAUUUGAGUAUUUGGUACGGGGUCCUGGCGUAGGGAGUAUCCAACUGCUCUCUCUCGCUGAGUCCUCAGGGUCCAUUCCGCGAUCCACUAUCGCGCGGUCCAGUCCAGAGAUUCCUGCGAUUCCGUUCGGUCGGUUCUGAGCGUUCGUUUUCUCGAAAAUCCAGGUGAAAACACAGUUUUCUCUUCGUACUUUGCAGAAUUUUUCACAAUGUUGGGGUCGACACAGAAAUUUCGACGCGUUGAUUGGACUAUUAAUCUGUCUUUAAUCGCCAAGUUUCUCGUGCUUGGUUCGAUCGGUGAUCACUGGUCAUGAACGGUGAAAACUGAACAUAAAAUAAGCAAAAAUGACAAAUAAACCUAAAGAAAACCUAAAUAAACCUAAAGCGACACUAAAGAGCGAAAACUACUUACAUUCUGUGCGAUGCAAUCGAUGAGAAAUUCAAAACAUUUGCUCUAUAACACUACACUUGAAAACACGUGGUGAUCUGGUUUUGCUGUGGUCAUGUGACCAUCCGAAACUAACAUGAUAUAAGUAGUCACGUAGUGUCCAAAAGGAAGUGAACGCAAAAAUAAAUCAAAAUAAAAUUUGGACUAAACAAUACCCACAUGCUUACUAUUAUUUGGCACAAAUUUCUUUACUUGAGCAAAAACUAGCAGAAUUCAGGAAAUAUUAUGAACAAGGCCAGGAUGCAGAAGAAAAGAGACUUCCCUUUUUUGAACCAGUUUCCCUGCCAAUGAAAGAUCUCAUGACUCCUGUUUACCAACUAUUUGUCAAUGUACAGAAACCAACUGGGUGUGGCAACAGGUCUUGCAUUCGGAAGGUCAAAGAAAGUGAGCUGAAGUCCUGUAGUCGAUGUAGGGAGCAAAAAUAUUACAGCAAGUAAGUACAGUUGUACAGUUGUAUUACAUGUAAGUUCCUCACAAAAAGGGGCAUGAUGCUCAAACUGUUUGUAAUCUUUUGUUAAAGAAUCUCUAGUGGUGAGAAUGAGAUACACUCAAACCCUCUUAAUACCAAUACUGAGGGAGCCAUAGAAAGUGUCCAUAUUAAUGGGGUAUCUGUAUUAAGUGGGUUGAAUUUAGAGAAAAUUUAAAGGCUAGGGACAAGGCAAACAGUCUGUAAUAAUAUGGUGUCCAUAUUAAGCAGGUGUCUGUAAAGCGGGGUUCAACCGUACCAAUAAUGUCAUUGCCAUAAUAUGUAUUACAUUAAGCUGAAUGACACCUUUCGACUUGCAUACAUGAAGGUCUAUCCUACCCCAUAAAACCCCUCAGUCACUAAUCAUGAAUUGUUUUCAUUAAAUACUUGUAUCCUUUUCACAAUUUUUAGAGAAUGCCAAAAAGCUGACUGGAAGAAUCAUAAAGCAGCUUGCAAAACAACUUGUGAUGCUGUAGAAGUUUUCAAGUUAAAGGGCUAACUACCUGAAAUAUUCCUGUUGGUGAAGCAAAUGACAGAAAAGUCAGGCUCAUUAUUGUUUCUUUGAAAAAACUGUGGUUACCUGCAGGGGUUUACCUACAUCUACUUUGCAGGGUGAACAAUGAUACUUUUUUGGGACUGGUGCUUUCCCCCCAUCUUGGACAUUGAAACUAACAGAGAGUUGGGGUGAACUGAUUUUAAGGGAGAGGUUUAUGAUGGGUUUAAAAUAGAGGAGUCUUUUUUUUUUCUCUCAAGAUGGAGGCCACUAUAUCUUAGUACCUUUGAGUUUCCAUU